Messenger RNA from Suillus discolor, 315 nucleotides. RefSeq lists its product as uncharacterized. NCBI's taxonomy places the organism in Eukaryota, Fungi, Basidiomycota, Agaricomycetes, Boletales, Suillaceae. The record is from RefSeq and is a predicted model, not a curated record. The transcript has a single exon. The annotation marks the transcript as partial.
CCUGAAGGUGCUACAUUGCUUGGGACAAUACUAUCCUCAGACAAGACGAAUAUCUCAGUUCUGAUGGGUGAUCAUGUUGCACAUCCACUCCUCAUCACUGGCCUUGCAAAUAUCCACAUGAACACCCAACUUAAAUCAUCAUCCAACUCUUUCAUGCUCACUGCCCUGCUGCCAGUUCUGAAGUUUCUUCAUAAGAAUAAAUGCCUGUGUGGCGUAUUGGCAGAUUGCCUCAUUCAUCAAUGCCUAGAUAUUGUUUUAAAACUGCUUAAGGAGACCACUCUACAUGGCAUGAUACUCUCAGAUCCCGUCAGGUAG